This is a messenger RNA of Psylliodes chrysocephalus, 309 nucleotides long. Lineage: Eukaryota; Metazoa; Arthropoda; Insecta; Coleoptera; Chrysomelidae. The record is from the annotation of a GenBank genome assembly.
AUGAAUAAAAUUGGCAUCUUAAAAAACUCUUUUAGUGAUUUUUCGCUAGAAGAAAAACUACAAAUUAAAGAAUUAGGCCGGCCAAUAAAUUGUAUAAGGUUUUGUGGAGCUUUAAGGGGUCACGAUGAGAAAGAUAAUUCGGAAAAUAGAGGCAUAUUUAAGGAGCUGGUGAAUUUUAGCGCCGAAUUAGAUAAUGACUUAAAGGUUCAUAUUCAAAGUUCAAAAGCUUUCAAAGAUACCUCAAAAACAACCCAAAAUGAACUUCUUGAGUGCAUGUUAGAUGUUUAUCAAGAAGAAGUUAGGAAAUAA